UUGCGGCCCGCCCAACCAAUCGCAGCGCUCCCGGCUUGCGACGGGACCAAUCAACGAGAGCGAGCGUCUGGGCGCGUCAACAGGCAUCAUCCGCCUAUAAAACCUGGGAGUUUCGGCUGUUGGAGCACAGAAACCUUCACACGGACUCAGAACACGGACAUAAAGAGCUCAAUCACGGACAGCAGCCUAUCUGGAUUACGUUUGUUUUGCCGGAACGUUUCCUCUGGAUCUAAACGCGUCUCAGCAUCGCUGGGGAUUCUGGUUCUUAUCCUGGAGCUUGUGGAUUAUUUUACUGACUUCAGCAUGACUCUUGAGGAGGUUGUUGGAUCCAGCACUACCGACAAAAAGAUGGAGACGGUGAGUCAGGCUCUGGAGGAGCUGCUGGUCGCGGCUCAGAGGCAGGACUGCCUCACAGUGGGAGUCUACGAAUCCGCCAAACUCAUGAAUGUUGAUCCGGACAGUGUGGUUCUGUGUCUCCUCAACACCGACGAGGAGGACGCGGACGACAUCGCGCUGCAGAUCCACUUCACGCUGCUGCAGGCCUUCUGCUGCGACAACGACAUCAACAUCCUCCGCGUGUCCGGCAUGCGGCGCCUGGCGCAGCUGCUGGGGGACGACCCCGAGGACAGCAACGGGAACGAGCCCCGGGACCUGCAUUGCAUCCUGGUCACGAACCCCCCCGUGCAGCCCAUGCAGUGUCAGGCUCUGCAGGACGUCAGCAGCUUCUGCGCCGAGAGCCGCUGCAGGAACCAGUGGGUUCCCUGCCUGGAGCUGAAGGACCGCUGAGCGCGUCCGAACAUUUCCACUUUUGCCUACCGCCCGAGGAGCGGUGAGAAGAAGCUGAGAGCAGCCGAGACCCUCGUGGAGAAGAGAGGGGGGAGCACGACUACCCCCUCCCCGACGGGAGCGCGGGAGCCUCACGCCCGCCUCUAGACGGGAUCACGGGAGCGCGUGGCGCCGGUUGUGAAACGCCGCGCCGGAAGCGCGAUGGAGGCUCCGGGUCAGGGAGCGUGUCAAGUUUUUCUUUUUUUUUUUAAAAACAAGAUGACGACGGUGGAGUUGUCACGUGACUGAACUGAUGCAUGAACGAGGAGCUGCAAUGGACAUUCAGAGAGACACAGGUGUUUUGCUCACCUGUUUACGCACGAAACCUUCUGUUAUUUAAGUGCACAGAUUAAUAUAUAAGGAAAAAAAUGUUGCAUUUCACUUAUUUAAAUAAAUUAUUCAUUGAACAAACAAA
Oryzias melastigma (Indian medaka) is the source of this 1240-nucleotide messenger RNA. RefSeq names its product growth arrest and DNA-damage-inducible, beta a (gene gadd45ba). NCBI's taxonomy places the organism in Eukaryota, Metazoa, Chordata, Actinopteri, Beloniformes, Adrianichthyidae. Gene Ontology annotation, cellular component: cytoplasm; nucleus. The record is from RefSeq and is a predicted model, not a curated record. Bases 304 to 786 code for a protein of 160 amino acids. Gene Ontology annotation, biological process: regulation of cell cycle. The transcript is spliced from 4 exons.